Molecule: messenger RNA, 1341 nt
Organism: Magnolia sinica
Lineage: Eukaryota; Viridiplantae; Streptophyta; Magnoliopsida; Magnoliales; Magnoliaceae
Exons: 4
Coding region: 1-1341 (446 amino acids)
Molecular function (GO): RNA binding
Source: RefSeq, a predicted model, not a curated record
AUGCCUCUCCGAGUUCGGGAAGCAAUGAGAGGCCGCUCAAGGGGUAGAGCCCCCUCGAGAAGGGCUCAUCAGCCGGCAGCAGGUAACCGUAAAACUCUGUUUGUGGGGAAUCUCCCCUUCAGUUGCUCCAUGGAGGAUCUCUACAAAAUUUUCCAGCGCUACUGCAGGAUUGAAGAGGUCUUUCUUUCCCAUUUCCCAGGCACCAGCAAGUCCAGGGGUUAUGCGUUUAUAAGAUAUAGGUAUGAAGAUGAUGCCUGGGCGGCUAUAGGGGUUCUGGAUGGUGGCAAAGGCUGUUGGAUAAGGUUAUAUGGGAUUCUCGCUCAUGCUUGGUUGGAAAUCGUCAUAGUGGUUCUUGGGAAUGCUUUCGGGAGCGUCUUGCAGAUUGAUACGAAUGCCAAACUUGGGUUGUUCCAGAUGAGAACGGGAAUUAGGCUCAAGCUAGGCUUCCAUUCCUCAUUCUCGAAUUCAGGGGAACGUGACAAAAUCUGGGUGUUCGCCAAUUCUCAGCUGAACAUCGUGGUCCUCUCCAUUUCUUAUCAGAUGUUUACCAUGCAGGAAGGAGAUAGGAAUACAAAAUUCUUCCACGUGCUGGCGAAGGACAAAAUCAGAAGAGCAGGUAUUAGUCAUAUCUUGGAUGAUCAGUGCCAGGAAAUUACGAACCUCCUGGAUAUUAAAUCAGCAGCUAUUUCCCACUUCCAAUCAGCGUUUCAGGCUGAUCCGUCUAUCAGCCACUCGGAUCUCUCCCAUAUUAUCCCGAGCCUUAUCUCAGCCAAUGAUAACGCUUCGUUGGUUGCCCCUCCUUCGAUUCAGGAAGUCCAGCAAGCUCUCUCGGCUAUUCCAAAAGAUGGGGCCCUGGGACCGAAUGGAUUCACGACGGCCUUCUUUUCAUCGUGUUGGACAAUUGUGGGGCCGGAUCUUGUCAAGGCAGCCGCCUUCUGGUUUCAAGGAGGGCCCCUGCCUAAGGCCUUCUGCUUAUCCCUAAUUUGCCUUAUCCCCAAAGGGGCCGCUCCUGCGUCUUUUGGUGAUUUUAGACCAAUCAGUUUGUGUAAUGUUGUCUACAAGCUGUUCUCUAAGAUGCUUGCCACAAGGCUCAGGCUGCUCCUUCCAAACAUCAUAUCACUAGAACAAGGGGCUUUCAUUUCGGGGCGCCCUAUUAUCGAGAAUAUUGCGCUGGCCCAGGAAUUGGUUCGGAACCUUAAUAGGAAAGUGCGUGGCGGGAACUUAAUGCUGAAAUUAGACCUUGAAAAGGCUUAUGAUCGUGUUGACUGGACGUUCCUUAAGGGGGUGCUUAAGUGCUUUGACUUCGAUGAAGCUAGCAUCGCCCUUCUGGAAUCCUGUUAG